AUGCUACAUUCGCGUCUGCGGCCAGCUCCCCUCCGCAAAGCCUCUACAGCCACCCCCACGGAUGCGGCCCCGGCACCAGACUUUCACGAUGCAGACAGGAGCUCGGAUUUCGAAGAGUCCGCAGAGGAUCUCUUCGGUGCUUUCCUGCCUCAUCUCUUUCCCGAUGAUGCGCCUUCGUUCUAUGGUGAUCCUGGCCAGUACCUCCUCUACUCGUCCCCACACUAUGGCGAGCUGGAAAUCAUGAUUCCAUCCUAUCCAGGCCAGGAUAAAAAGAAGUCGGAAGAGGGCGCGAUCGGACCGGAGAAGAAGGAGGGGGCUACUCAGACCAAUCAGGCUGAGGAUGGGAGACAGCUGUUUGCGCAUUUCUUGUGGAGUGCGGGGAUGGUUGUGGCUGAAGGUGUUGAGAAUGCGAGUUGUCCGGCUACUGAGAACGACUCUGACGCGCAGAAAGAAGCUCGUGAGAUCUGGUCUGUGGAUGGGGAAACGGUGAUGGAACUCGGGGCAGGUGCCGCUCUGCCAUCGCUUAUCUGUGCCCUCGCCAAUGCCUCGCUAGUCGUCGCAACAGACCACCCUUCCUCACCAGCCCUGACUGGUGCAAUCGAGUUCAAUGUGAAGCAGAACCUCCUGAAACGUCAAACUUCCCAACAGACCGCCGUCGCUAUUCAGCCCCACGAAUGGGGAACCGUUACCGACUCCUUCUCCCAAUCCCACAAGGGGACAUUUACCCGCAUUAUUGCUGCGGACUGCUACUGGAUGCGCUCACAGCACAAGAAUCUCGCCCGAACAAUGGAGUGGUUCCUUGCCCCUGGAGGCAGAGUCUGGUGUGUGUCUGGGUUCCACACGGGCCGGGCCAUCGUGGCGGACUUUUUCAAGACUGCACUCGAGAACGGAUUUGAGGUUGAGCGAAUCUUCGAGAGGGAUCUUGUCUCAAGGGAUAAGGAGGGCGGGGAAAUUCGGCGGGAAUGGGCUCCCUUCCGGGAGGGCGAGGGCCCUGGUAAUCGACAGCGGUGGUGUGUCAUUGCGGUUUUGAAGAGGAGAGAGUAA
Penicillium subrubescens is the source of this 1044-nucleotide messenger RNA. Its product is annotated as putative nicotinamide N-methyltransferase. Bases 1 to 1044 code for a protein of 347 amino acids. Gene Ontology annotation, molecular function: protein-lysine N-methyltransferase activity. Lineage: Eukaryota; Fungi; Ascomycota; Eurotiomycetes; Eurotiales; Aspergillaceae. Gene Ontology annotation, biological process: peptidyl-lysine dimethylation. The transcript has 2 exons. The record is from RefSeq and is a predicted model, not a curated record.